AUGCACUGAAGAUUUACAAAACUAAAAAUGGAAGAACAUCAAAAACUCCCAAAGGUAACCAUAUUUCCAAGCUUAGGCAUUGGUCAUAUAAUCCCUCUUAUUGAAUUCUCCAAAUUCCUUGUUUCUCACUUCAACUUUUCAGUCUCUCUUUUUCUUCCCCCAACCCUACAUCAGCCCGAUCAGGCCCAUCUCUCCUCCCUUCACAACCUCCCAAACUCCAUAUCUUACUCUUUUCUACCACCCUUAAACCCGACCCAGACCCAUUUACCCGAAAAUCAAACCCUAUCUUCCAUUAUUUCCCACACCCAUAUUCACUCACUCUCAUCUAUUCGGGCUGUAUUGGGCUCAUUAACCCAACACUCUCGGGUCGUUGCACUAAUCACUGAUAUAUUCGGGUCUGAUCUAUUUGAUCUUGCAAGGGAGUUUACUAUCCCUCCUUAUUUGUUCUUCACUUCAAAUGUAAUGUGUUUGUUGUUUGCUUAUCAUUUGCCCAAAUUGGACAAAAUCGUGUCCUGUGAGUAUAGGGAUAUGCCCGACCCGUUGGCCUUACCCGGGUGUGUGCCAAUCUAUGGUGUGGACUUUCCAGAAGCUUCUCAAAAUCGCAAGAAUGAAGCCUACAAGAUACUUUUACACCAUACAGAGCGGUAUAAGUUAGCUGAGGGUAUUUUUGUCAAUUCGUUUAUCAAUCUCGAGUCAGAUGCUUUACGGGUUUUUCAAAAUGAAAUAUCGGAUUGGCCUCGCGUUUACCCGAUUGGGCCUAUUAUUCAGUCGGGUUUCGGGUCGGAUGAGUAUAAGUGGGAGUGUUUAAGUUGGUUGGAUCAACAACCAAUUGGUUCGGUUCUAUUUGUAUCAUUUGGGAGUGGCGGGACUUUGUCUUAUGAACAAACUAUUGAGUUGGCUAUUGGAUUGGAAAAGAGUGGACAAAGUUUUUUAUGGGUGGUUCGAGAUCCGAAUAACUCGGUAUCCGGAUCGUUUUUUGGCCAAUGUAAUGAUGAUGAAUCAUUCAUAUAUCUUCCGGAGGGUUACUUGGAUAGGAUUAAGGGUCGUGGUUUUUUGGUUCCGUCUUGGACCCCACAAAUUAAGAUUUUGAGUCAUAAGAGUAUUGGUGGAUUUGUUAGUCAUUGUGGGUGGAAUUCAAUUUUAGAAAGUAUUGUAUACGGAGUGCCUAUAAUUGCUUGGCCGCUUUAUGCAGAGCAGAAGAUGAAUGCAGUUUUGCUUAAUGAAGGACUUAAGGUAGCCUUGAGGGUUAAGGCUAAUGAAAAUGGUGUUGUUGAAGUUGAUGAGAUUACUAGGAUUGUUAAGGAUUUGAUAGAAGGGGAAGAAGGGAAUAAGGCAAGAGAAAAGAUAAAGGUAUUAAGUGAAUUAGCUAAAAAGGCAAUGGGUGAAGAUGGUGAUGCUAUGAAAACUCUUAGCCAAGUUACUAAAAUAUGGAGUGCUAGUAUUUGAUAUAGUUACAAGUUACGACUCGUUAUGAGAAUGCUUUGUUGCGUAAAUUUUUAUAAAAUUUAUUAACCAUGUCAUUUACUUGAAAAUGAAACAUUGAUCAUAUAAAAACAUUUCACUAUUUUUCAUUA
Messenger RNA from Amaranthus tricolor (Joseph's coat), 1574 nucleotides. RefSeq names its product hydroquinone glucosyltransferase-like. Bases 28 to 1446 code for a protein of 472 amino acids. NCBI's taxonomy places the organism in Eukaryota, Viridiplantae, Streptophyta, Magnoliopsida, Caryophyllales, Amaranthaceae. The record is from RefSeq and is a predicted model, not a curated record. Gene Ontology annotation, molecular function: UDP-glycosyltransferase activity. The transcript has a single exon.